Mytilus californianus (California mussel) is the source of this 4920-nucleotide messenger RNA. RefSeq lists its product as uncharacterized. The coding region runs from base 238 to 2370 and encodes 710 amino acids. The record is from RefSeq and is a predicted model, not a curated record. Gene Ontology annotation, molecular function: protein binding. Lineage: Eukaryota; Metazoa; Mollusca; Bivalvia; Mytilida; Mytilidae. The transcript is spliced from 11 exons.
AGGUAAACACCAGGUAAAUGUAUUUACCUGUACAUUUGAUGUGUAUGUAGAAAUGAUAUAAGAGUGAAAAACCACCGGACAUUUAAAAAGUAGAACAUUAUUUGUCAAAAGAAUGAAUAGAAUACACGUUUGUAAGGUGUAGUGAAAGAUUUAGUAGGAUUGAAUACUUGUGAAACGAUUUCUCAACGUUUGUAUGUAUACAUAGUAAAAGUAUUGUCGAUAAACAAAUAGAUAACCAUGAAUCUCAGAAAAACUAAGUUAUACAAAACAGUAGUUUCAGGCAGUCCUGAUGCCGUAAUGAAAUCCCUAUGGGAAUAUUUAAAAAGCGGAAAAGAUGUCAAUCUUCGAGACGAAGAAACAUCAGGAACUUUACUUCAUUUGCUUGUUGAAUAUGGGGAAAGAUUCUGUGAACCAGACACAAUCCAAGCUAUUUAUAUGAUGGUUUGUAAGGAUAUAGAGAUUGAUGCUCUUGACAACAAAGGAGAAACGGCUCUUCACAAAGUCAUGAGAAAAAAGGGUACCUACAGGAUCAUGAUGGCUAUUAUCAGAUGCGGAGCUGAUACAAGAAUACUAAACACCGAUGGCAAGACAGCCGAAGAUGUACUACUUCAAGAAAAACCAGAAGGUUGGCAGGAAAUGCAGCACUGGUAUAACAAAUAUAAGCCAGGAUUAUGGGCAGCCUUAGAUCAAUCAAAUCCAGACAGACAUGUAGUAGAGCGUCUUCUGAAGAACUGGUGUAGACUCACAUGUGUCAAAAAUGGCAAUAUAGUUAGCAUCAAGUCACUGGUUCGUGAUGACAUUCAUAAACGUGACCUGUUGGAAAUGAUAGAAAGAUAUGAAAAUCCAAAUGAAAUGGCUUUAGCAUUGUCAGCAGGAUUUGGAUUUAUUGUUAAAGGAUGGGUGAAGGCAGAUGCAGAACUCUUGAAGAGUGUAGAUGUUAACACUAGAGAUUUUUCAUAUCAAUAUGCCUACCCUGAAUACCCAGAGACUCCACGACCUUUACUUGCUUCGGCUUGGGAAUCAAACAAUUAUGAUGCAGUGGAUGUUCUUAUGAAUAUGAAACCUGAUACUCGUGUAUUGUGGACUUAUGAAGGAUCGUCGAAGAAUCCACCAAAGCCUGUUUUCUUUCAGUUGUUAUGUGGAAAUACUGUGCCUAAAGAUGAGAAAGUUGUUUUACGAGUCCUCGAAGGAUCAGAUCUUUCUGCUCGGGACUAUGAUGGCAAUACAAUAUUACACACUGCAGUAACUUAUGAUGCAUCUGAAAAUAUCUUCAAGAAUCUCAUGGCACUAGGUGCCGACAUCGCAGCCCGUGACAGCAAAGGAAGAACACCACGUGAUGUAGCUGUGAAAUUGAACAAAUCAGUAUAUGUAGUUGCAAUUGACGAAUUUAUUGUUAAACUAGUCAAGGAUAAAAAAUUCAAUGAAGUGGAAAAACUAAUAUUACAUAAUUAUGACCAUUUAGUGGAUAUUACGGACAGUUCUAAACGGACAAUAGUUGAUAUUGCCAAAAGGUCCAGUAGCCGUCAAAUAUAUGAAGUAAUUAAUCUCACAACUGCAAUUCAUGCAUACAUUAAAAGAAUCUUCACAGCUGUAGACGAUGGAUUAAUAGAUGAUGCAAAGAAAUUACUUUCUUGCAAAAAGUAUUCAAAUGUCCGAGACAAAUGCGGACGAACGUUGUUACAUCGUUGUAUAAUGAAGGAAAGAAGUGAAAUGCUGACGUAUUUAUUGGACGUCUGUUCACAACAUAUAAACAUCGGCGAUAAUCUGGACAGAACUCCACUUCACUACGCAUACCUAUUUAUGCCACAGAACGAUGUUAUUGAAAAGUUAGUUAAAGCUGGUGCAAUGAAGGAUAGACAUGAUCCGAAAGGAAGAAAAGCCGCAGACUACGCAUUAGAGGCCAUUGGAACACAAACCAAUUCUGCUCUGAGAAAAGAUGUCAGAGAUUUUGACCUGAAUAUUUACCUGGCAGAGCGGGAUUUUGAUGAAACAGUUAAAGACGCAAUUAAGAAAGGAGACCUAAAAACAGUAAAGAGUUUGAUAUCAGGUGUUCAAAGUUACAAUACUGAUCUGUCUAGGUUUAGUUAUCUAUUGUUUGACUGUAUAGACAACAAAGAUACAGAUAUUGCUAAGUAUCUAAUAGGAAUAGGAUUCAAAUCAGAAAUCUGGAAAGAGUAUACGAAAUGUGACCCUAACGAUGAUAUGUGUGCAAUGAUGGAGUGUGGACAUGGCCCCACUUCUUUGAAAGAAAGGGCAAUGGAAAUGAAAUGUGAAGAUUUCGUCAGUUUCUUAGAUAGGAGACAAAUGAAUGGAACGGUGAAAUCGGAAAAUCAAAAUGGUGAUGUGAAUAUUUUGUCCUGUGGAUAUUGAUGUAUAUAAACUUUGAUGCCAAAAUUAAUCAAAGGUACACAAAGAGAUUUGGCGGGAAAGCUUGUAUAGUGUAUCACAGCAUGUUUGUUAUUUUAUAUACAAACUGCUUACCGGCUUGUAACUUCAGAGUAGUUAAGCCUUAAAAGCUUAGAUUUAAUGUAAACCGUGAAAUAUACUAUUUGCAUAAUACAAAUACACUUUGUAAUAUAUGUACAUGGUCAUUCAGCAAAUCUCUUUUACGUAUUAUAGGAGUUUCUCUUUGAAAAAGAUAAAGUCCUCAAAUAAUAAAUAUCUAUUUUUUGUGAAACAUAUAAUGGAUCUCUUGUGUCUUCGUCUAACAUUUAUAAAAGAGUUCCUGUAUAAAAUUUGGAAGUUUAAAAGUGAGAAUUGUAAUAGGAAUUAUUUUUUUAUCAUAUCUCAUAUCAUUUAUUUCAACGUGAAAUUUUUAUUAAAUUCUAAUUCUGAUGCCAUUAUCACUAAGGAUAAUGGAUCAUCACUAUAGACUAAAAGAACUGCCGUGUUCAACUUCAAAAGAAAUAUUGAAAAUUUUUACCUAAGUUCGGACUACUUGUAUAACAACUCGUUUGUAAAAUUAUGAAGAAAAGACCCAAACUACAAGCGUUAAAUCUUCAUAGUUUGCCAGGCUAAAUUGAUUACAAUCGUUACAUUUUGUCAGCUGCAGCAAAGAAAUGUUUCAGUUUAUUCAGAGCCAGUCAGUUAAUCAAAUGACAAAAACCCUGAUACUCAACAGAAUGUAGUACUUAAGUUUAACCGACCAUUUUCUUCGGAAAAUACCUGUAUCAAGUCAGGAAUAUGAUAGUUGUUUUCCUUCGUCCUAGUGGUUGAUAUAGUCUAACUUUUGAUUUUGACAGGUUUUAUGGACUUCCCCCUUUCAAACAUUAUUGUCUUUCUCAUUUCAUGUAUAUAAAAACAACCAACAUGAGAUUCACGCAUAUAUUGUUACGUCUCAAUUUAGCAUUUUAAAUUGCAUUAAACUGCCAGGUUAGAAAUAUGUACAUGUAUUAUUUUAACAUAUUAUAUUGAUUUUCUUUAUUAUUUGUAUUAUUCGGUUUUAUGGAGAGAAGUGACAACGAUAAUUGCUUAUAUACAGAUAGGAAUGUCCUCAAAACUGUAGAUUGAAAAAAAAUGUGUUAUUUUGUUUAUUUUCUACCAAUCAAUUAUGUGUUAAAUUUAUAAUUAGUGUUGUAAAAAUAAGUUUGGUGUUAUUUGUAUUGAACAACAUUAUUUUCUUAUUAUUAUCUGCUACCCAUUUCCUUUGAAAAUUAAAUGAAUUACCAUGCAUUUUAUCUUCGUUUUUAUUUUUCAGUCAAUAUAUGUAAUCAUUAUUGUACAGAUGGACAUUUUUUUUUGUUAUUUCAUUUUACACUAGCUAGCUCUCCACAUUAAAUCUCAUACUUUUUAUAUUAUGUAAAACAUCUAAUUUUCAAAUGAAAAAAAAAACUCAACUAAAUUUUCGUAAUGUCUAUGUCGGUAUGCUUUUGAUGUUAGACUGUAACCGAAGGUUUACCAAAUGUUCCAUUAGCUCCUGGGUCUGCUUUUGGUGUUUGACUUUAACCGAAGGUUUACCAAAUGUUCCAUUAGCUCCUGGGCCUACUUUUGAUGUGAGACUAUGACCGAAGGUUUACCAAAUGUUCUAUUAUCUCCUGGGUCUGCAUUUUGAUGUUAGACUAUAACCAAAGGUUUACCAACUGUUCCAUUAGCUCCUGGGUCUGCUUUUGAUGUUAGACUAUAACCGAAGAUUUACCAAGUGUUCCACUAGCUCCUGUGUCUGCUUUUGAUGUUAGACUAUAACCAAAGGUUUACCAAGUGUUCCAUUAGCUCAUGGGUCUGCUUUUGAUGUUAAACUAUAACCAAAGGUUUACCAAGUGUUCCAUUAGCUCCUGCCGUAUAGCAAUAAAUCCCUAUAUGCAUGAUCAUUAGAUUUAGUGAACUUUGACAGUUUAGGGAGACAUCUCUCUUUGUAAGUCAAAAUAAAAUUUGACCAGCAUAAUGAAAUCAAAGCAUCUUAUAAAAGUGGAUAUGAUGUUUUGGCUAAGGAUAUUUUUGUGUCAUCUAGAGGAUAAAUAAGUUAUAAUAAAACUUCAUUUGGUUAAAUUCUAAUGUUUUUAAAAAUAAAUGAAAAUAUUGGAACAUCUUCUGUUAUCCAUAUUAGUAUCGAUCAGUCCCCAACCAUCAAGUUCACGUCAGAUAUUCUUCAUAACCAAUCAAGUUCGCGUCAUAAAGCUUUACAAUAAUGCAAGUAUUGUGUGCAUCGAAAUAUUGUGUAUACAAGAGAAAAAACAGAAAAGUAAAUGUCAGUUAUAAAGCUUUUUGUUUUCUUUUUAGUAAAACCAUUGAAAGAUAAAAAUGUUCGUAAUGACAGAAAACUGUAAUGUUAAUUAAAAAUAUGAUCUAAUACUUAUUAUUCGUUGGGUCAAUAUAUGUUGAAAUAUUAUGUUGCAUAAUGUAGUUAAAAAUGUCACGAAAUACUUAUAGCAUACAUAUGAUGUUUUUGUUGCAAUCUAAAUAAAAUAUUGUCAAUCGAUGAAA